Aspergillus pseudoviridinutans is the source of this 2172-nucleotide messenger RNA. RefSeq names its product dnaJ (Hsp40), subfamily C, member 17. Gene Ontology annotation, cellular component: nucleus; cytoplasm. Bases 1 to 2172 code for a protein of 723 amino acids. The record is from RefSeq and is a predicted model, not a curated record. Lineage: Eukaryota; Fungi; Ascomycota; Eurotiomycetes; Eurotiales; Aspergillaceae. The transcript is spliced from 2 exons. Gene Ontology annotation, molecular function: protein folding chaperone; protein-folding chaperone binding.
AUGAGCUACAAGGCCCCGACUGUCGAAGAAGAGCUUGCUCUUAUGGCUGGUCCAAGCAACUCAGAAGUCGUGGUGCAAUCUAAACCACUCUUUCUUGAUAGAACCUCCGUUUCAUACCCGCCGCUAGACGAAGCAAGCCAGGAGGAAGGGGGAAAAGGCAAUCAAGGGGAAGAAGAAAACGAAAACGAAAAAACUGCCGAAAUGCGACAGAAAGCGAUUGAAGAUAUCCUGAAUGGCCAAGCAGAUGAAUAUUUGCGAAUUCUAGGUGUCACGGAAGAUUCCACCGAAAGGCAAAAAAUAAAGGCCUACCGUAAAAAGGCCCUUCUCGUUCACCCAGAUCAGAAUAAGAAAAGACCAAAGCAAGCCAAAGAGGCUUUCAACUGGCUCAGAAAUGCUCUCGAGAAGCUGAAGGAUCCAGAAACAGAGAUGCCCGAUCCCAAGCUAGUUCCAGUGGGGGAGAGCUGGCAUGCCAAUGCAUUUUCCGACAGUGAUACGGAUGAGGAAGGAGGCGACGGAAAUAGCUCGGCCGGCGAAGCUGAUGACGAGAAAAGGAGCAGCAAGGGAAAGCAUGCCGCAACUAGGAUCGAGCGCGAAGCUCCGGAGCCAGUUAAACGGAUCUAUGAAGAUGUCACUGCCGAUGUUUUGCAACUAUUGCAGUGUCCUGAGGACGAGGGUGCACUACAGAACAUACGUCAGGCACAUCAACGCAUCCUGCAGUACUAUGACGAGCUCGACCCCCCUGUGAAUGACGAGGAAAAAGUCAACCUUGAACCUUCACUUUUGCAGGCAAUUGCUCGGACCAGCAGGGAGAUGCUAAAAAAACUCGAGGAUGAUCCAGGAGAUGUCAAUGCAGAACAGAUCUAUAGGAACCAAGAAUCGCUACUUGACACCAAUGGCCGUUUUUUCGGUUGGCCCACAAGCUGGCGUCUCGCAAAGGUGGAUAUAGCGAAGCCCGGUAUUGCGAGCACGACGAACGCGGGACCCUAUGUCGAGCGCUUAAAGGUCGACCCCGACAAUGCAGAGGCAAUUUCAAAAUUACAACACAUCAACAGGGCAGCGAUUGAGUAUCAGAACCAUAACGCAUCAGAAAUGGCCCUUGAUGGUAAAGACCCUGUUCCAAUAGACAUAUUACGGGAUUACUACAGGACAAUAAAUAGCUUUGUUUCGCGCCUCAGAGACGAACCCAAUGAUGUUGCUGCCUAUCGCAAGGCAGAGACGAUCAACGACGAAUUUCUGGACUACUUGAACAACCAUGAUUACCCACGUUCUUGGGCAAUAAACAUACGCGACAUUCUACUUGACACAAGACCCAAGACGCGUGAUAGGGAACUCAGCGCGCCGAAAACACGGGAUGGGGAGCAAAUCUGCGGCUAUAGAUCAUGGAAGAACGGAUAUAACAAGGGUGGAGAGGACAGGUACGCAUAUCUAUUCGCUGUUCUGCCAGAUCAAAAUGUCCCCAUCGGCGUACUGCGGUCUGGUAGCCUACUCGGUCAGGAGGCGAAAAGAGAGUACCUUGCCUUUAGGGGCAAGAAUGAGGUCAGGAAAUACAAAACGUCCGAUGAAGAUCGAUGGCAGGAGCUUGAGCGCGUUUUCGUACACACCACAGGAACCAGACACGAGACCUGGGUUCAGCCGUUACUGGCUGACAGAUCUGCCACAGGCCAGCUGGAGCAUAUUGAGCGACCUCUUAUGACUCGCACAGAGUAUCGCAAGCUUCGUUGUGGCAUCGACGGUGAUUAUGAUAUUGUUGAUCUUUAUGAGAAGCACGGGCUGAAUCCACCAAAUCAUGUCAUGGCAAGGUUACCCCGAGAUCGCUCAUCCAAAAACAAAAGGAGUGUGCCACUUCUGGAAUCCUCAACUUACAGGAGGUCCCAAGAUCAUGACACUGACGUGCUGGAUGAAAUACUAGCUCAACUACGGCGACAAAGCCUGGAGAGAAAACAGGGGAAGGAAAGACAGAAAGUGAAAGAACGAGAGACAAAGAAACGUUCCGAACGUGAACUAGCAAUUCUCAAUGAGGCACUUUCGGAACAGACGGUCCCGUCACAAACAACCACCACGCCAAUCGUGGUGCCGAAAGCCAGCAGCGCCACCGCCACAAGCCAGGACGAGGAAAUCAAAAGCCUUCAAUUGCAGAUAGCUAAGCUGACAUCCCUUCUUUUGGCGAAAUAA